AAUCUUCAAAAACUUUUGACUGGUAGUGUGUGUGUGUGUGUGUGUGUGUGUGUAUAUGUGUGUAACGGUACAUGUAUUCGUCCCCAACGGUCACGGUUAACUUCAAUACUGAGGUACGUACCGAACUGUUAUGUUUGUGUACCGUUACACCCCUAAUAAAUCUAAAUAAAUAUAUAUAUUCUUUUUUUAUUAUUAAUACAAUUUUGAUUCUCCUAAAUUCUCCUCUUAUGAAUUUUUUAUAACCUUGAGCGUCUGUCUGUCUUCAGAGUAUGAUGUAAUAGGUCCUUAGUUUUCCCUAAUGUAAGGAAGUGAAUAAAGAUAUUCAGAAUUAUAUUAAUAAUUGAUUGAUUGGAUCCAUGCAUUAUGAUUGGAUUAGUGCAAUUAAUUUAAUUGAUUAUAUUAAUAAUUGAUAUUAAUAAUUAUAGAAUUAUUCCCAUAUCUAUUCAUACAGUCUUCAAAGGAGGAUGCAUGCAUAUGUUUGUAUGACUUUAUUAGACUGUCUUUUCUUUAAAUCUGUCAACUAUGUUCAUUACUGUGUGAGACGUGCAGUAGGCAUUUUGUAGUGCUUUAGCAUGCACUGUUGAUUUUUUUUUUUGACUUUUGUGGCUUCCUGUCUCUUUAUGUGAUAGACGUCCUAUUUAUGUAUGUGGGUGUUUCUGCAACUACGGGCACUUAAAUUUUCCAGUGGUGAAAUUUGAGUUUAAUGUUAAAAUUUGUCAUCUGAUGCUUUAUAAAUAUAAACACAGUGUCAUUACACACCUUGACAUAAAAAAUAAUGAAUGAAUAAUAUGAUUUAAUGAAAAAUUAUGAAGCAUUUAUAGGUCCAAACAUUUUUGCUCAUGUCCUACACCUGUGGUCUCAAUGCUGAGAUACAUAAAAUUAGCUAAUUCUUUUACAAUUUGACAUAAUUUCAAAUUAAUUAGUUUCAUAUAAAUGUUACUUUACACCAUCCUAAAGAUCUUUUUUUGUUUACUAAUCAUUUAUAUGAUUUUUUUUCAUCUAAAUACACCUGUCCCACACUUUUGAGUCCUUACCGCAACACUGAGAAAAGACUCUUAAUAUGACAUUUGUUCAAAGCCAAACAAAUCUAGUUUCUAUGGAAACAGAAAUUAGCAUGUGAGCACAUGGCUGACACCCCCAUUAGGUCACUCACAAGAUCCAGAAAACUAAGUGUUAAACGGGAGUUCUCAAGAGGAAGUGUGUGUGCGUGACGUCAAGAUCCUUCCCAACUUCAAUGCUUCAUAUUUACCAAUGAUGCCAGAUGGCUCGGUGCUGCUGGUGGACAAUGUUUGUCAUCAGUCAGGAGAGAUUGCCAUGGCAUCAUUUUAUAGAAUGGACAGCGAGUCUAGCCACCUUCCCAGCAUGCUCAGUGCUCUAGAGGAGCAGAACUUUCUCUUCCAGCUGCAGCUCAAUAACCAGCCACAAGAUGAUUCAAAUGAGGGACUGGAGGUGCCAUUAGUUGCAGUCUUACAGUGGUCUACUUCUAAACUGCCCUUCACCAACUCUAUCUACACUCACUAUAGUCUCCCCAGCGUGAGACUGGACCGGCCGCGCUUCAUUAUGACGGCCAGCUGUCCCAGCGCGGUCAAGGCCCGUGAGCAUUUCCGGGUGCGAUAUACCCUCCUCAACAACUUGCAGGACUUUCUGGCAGUCCGACUAGUCUGGACACCUGAAGGUCGUGGACAGAAAGAGGAUCCUGCAGUGAAUGCUGUGGUGUGUCAUUCUCCUCUCAGUAACCUGGGCUACUGUCGAAAAGGCAGUACCCUCUCCGUCAGUGUGGCUUUCCAGAUACUCCGAGCUGGCCUUUUUGAGUUAAGUCAGCACAUGAAACUGAAGCUACAGUUCACAGCAUCCGUGUCCAACCCUCCCCCUGAUGCCCGUCCUUUGUCCCGCAAGAACAGUCCGUCGAGUCCAGCGGUCAGAGACAUUCUGGACCGUCAUCAGGCCAGUCUUAGUCUGGGCCGCUCUCAGUCCUUUUCUCACCAGCAACCAUCCAAGUUUCACCUCACAAGGACAGGCAGUGUUAUGGAGCGCAGGGCCAUCACCCCUCCCGUGGGUUCUCCUGUUGGUCGGCCGCUGUACCUCCCUCCAGAUAGGAACAUUUUGUCGCUUGACAAAAUUGCCAAGCGUGAGUGCAAGGUGCUGGUUCUAGAUUCCCACACCUAAAUGCACACAUGCACACACACAGGGAGAAGACUUAUAUAUUCUGGAACUUUGGGAAAGAAUCAUGUGUCAUGAAGUAGUGUAAUUGGAAAAAAGAUUUUAAUGUCCAUUGUCGUUCAGUUUCUAUUCAACUUGUAUUUAUUUUGUUCCUUUUACCAGCAUUCAUUGUUUACAUGCUGUACAGUGUGAUUAUUUUAAAUAAUUUUGAUGCAAUUUAUGUGCAGCUACUGACAAUUUUGACUGAAGGAAUGAAUAGAAGGCAUAAACACACAGGGUUUUUAUUGUUUAUUUAUAGGACAUUUCACUGAAGUCAAGAAGUUCUGAAAGUAAAAAAAGAGUGUAUUUAUAGCUGUUUAAGGGAAGGAUGGAUGGUUAUGGUUAGUAAUGCUCAGAAAUCUCUACAGAUUUUUUGAAGAAAUUUAGCAAAGGACCUACCCCUUGCUUUUUGGUUAACAGUUCAAUAGUUUGGCUAUUUUGGUAACGUUUUCAGCUACCAAUUAGAGUCCGUAUUUAAAUCCAUUCUGUAGAUUUGUCCUCAAAAAUCAAUGCAGAAAAUAUGAAGAAGACAGCAUAUUUCAUCUGGGCCUAGUCAUAUCCCAUUGUAAAAGCAUGUAACAUGCAAAAGCACAUCCCCCCCCUGCCCCGCCCCCCUUCUCUGUUCGCUACCUAGUUUUGGAUAGAUUUUUUUUUAGAUGUCUUUACAUUUCAUUAGUCAACACUGCCAACAUUUCCCUGCCCAUGUUUAAUUCCUAUUUGCCAUUUGCAUUCCACUUUGUAAAAGUGCUUUUAUUGUUUUUCUUAAAUACUUGAAAGAUGGUUUGCAAUGUUGUAGCUGUGGGCAAUCAGAACAUUUCUUUAAUUUUCAGUCCUGUACACUGGAAUGUUUUUGGUCUGGCCUUAAUGGUACCAUGUAGUGUAACUCCAUGUCACCAAUAUUCCUUACUCUUUCAAUAGUUAUAUGUACGUGUUGUUAAAUUAAUAUUUAUUUGAGGUUUUCAUCAAUUAUUUCACUGUAACACUCCAGUUCAUCAAGUUAUGUUAACUUUUACAGGUUUCCCAUGUAAUCACACCUUUCAAUGCCUGAGAGCGGGUAAAUCACUUCUGGUUCUUGAAGGUGGAGCUUGUGUUAUUGGCCGGUGCCAUUUUAUUUCUGCUCCUCCUUUUAUAGAUUUAGAAACAUUCUGUCACAUUCCUACUGCAAUGUGUGCUCUCAGAUAUGUGGUCUAAAUUUUUUGCUCCAGAAUGAUCUUAUCCCUCUCCUACUAGAUGUCCAGGAACAAAUUCUAGGUUAGUGUCAGGGGAGAUUCUGGCCGUACAGUAGUAUUGAUUUUCUAUGCAUUUAUGCUAAACAUCAUACUUUCACAGAGAGCUUCAUAUCCACAACCCCUUUGGCUGUAGUGAUAAUCAAUUAUCAACUGGCGUAAAGUGUGACCCCAUCGAGCCAUUUAAUGGGGUUAUGAUUGAUUUCGCUUUGCAUCAGUGUUUACAUGUGAGGACUACUGACUCAUCCUUGGGACUGAAAAAGCUUUUCCUUUGUUGUGGAAUGUCAAACAUGAUUUUAUAUUGUCUCUGAAUAUAGGAUCUUGAAUGUUUUUCGAACAAAAAUAUUUGGACAGACUUCUUAUUCUGCAGAAAAUUAACACACUGAUCCAAAACCAUAUUGUGGAUGUAGAUAAAAUGUUUUAAUAUAAACACUGUGAUGUAUUUUAAUUUUCAAAUUCUCAAUCCAUUUCACUUGUGUUUUCCAUUUAUGCAUCUUGCAAUUUUUUUUUGACUAUGUAAUUAUUAUUUUACAUCACAGACUUGUGAAGAAAGCAAUUAGACUGUUUAUUGCAGAAGGAAAUGUUCAGAAAAUGUUUGUUAUACUACUUUCUAGGGCAUCAAUUCAUUACAUUUCAUUUUAUUUUCAACAAAGAUGUAGACGAUCUUGUUUAUUUUUUUGUAAGCACUUUAUUAAAAUUUUUUAACUUAUUUUUUGGGGGGGAAAGAAGAAAUGUUCAAACAAAGGAUCAUAUGCGUUCCUGAGCAGUCUGGUUCAAAAACUCAAAAAUGUUUGGAUUCUUUUUUUUCUUUGUACACACAGAACUUGACGUUGCAGGGAUGAGAAAUGCCAACUCUAACCACUGGAUUUACUCCCAGUCUGUAUAAAUAUCCCGAGGUUAGAAGUUGUGCAAAAGGUAUCACAGCUGUUGAGGCAAUAUAUGUUGAGUAUUGCGCUUGUAUUGUGUGUUUGGACUGUCUGCAUUUUUUGAAUUGCAAAGACCUGCCAAGAAGCUCUUCUGAGGGAAAAGUCCUUGUGACACUCAAACAUAUAGAUAGCUGGUCGAGCAAGACAAUUUUUACUUUUCUCCUUUAUGAACUGCUGCUUUGCGCCUUUUUGUUUUUAUACAGCUUUAUUUACAAUGCUGUUUAAAGUGUUAACAAAAGUGUUGGAAAUGUGUUGUUGGAUAUUGGAUUGUUGCACUUGAACAAGUUGAAUAAAAGCAGUCAGGGCAUAAA
Messenger RNA from Megalobrama amblycephala (Wuchang bream), 4662 nucleotides. RefSeq names its product trafficking protein particle complex subunit 14 (gene trappc14). Bases 1252 to 2166 code for a protein of 304 amino acids. The transcript is spliced from 7 exons. The record is from RefSeq and is a predicted model, not a curated record. NCBI's taxonomy places the organism in Eukaryota, Metazoa, Chordata, Actinopteri, Cypriniformes, Xenocyprididae. Gene Ontology annotation, cellular component: TRAPPII protein complex. Gene Ontology annotation, molecular function: alpha-tubulin binding. Gene Ontology annotation, biological process: cilium assembly.